GGAAUACCGCUGAAAUGCGUAACGUAGUCGUAGUCGUCGCCGUCGGCCCAUCGACUGCUGGCAGUGCUGGCCCGUCGGCCGUCGCGGCGCUCGUCAGGCUCCUCGUUGCACGAUUGUCGUCGUAAUCGAGAAUCGAGCUUUCUGCGGAUCUACUUACCGCGAUGUAACGAAACACGAAAUCGAUCUAUCGAUCCACCCCAGACGUCCACCCGCCGCCACCCGCGGUGCUUCACUACUAGACCGCGGUGCGGCGCGACGCUAGUGAAGUAUGGCGGGUGGCGGCGGGUGGACGGUGUACGUGCGGUGGAUCGCCGAUCGAUUUUGUGUCUCGUUUCAUCGCGGUAGAUAGAUCCGCAGGGAGUUCGGUUGCGACAAUCGUGCGACGAGGAGCCGCCGCGAUACGCGUAUUUCGUUGAUCGACGAGCGACGGGACAGCAGUCGACCGGUCAGCAGUCGAUGAGCUAAUGGCGAUGACACAGCAACUACGCAACACAUUUCGACGGGUGCGAACCGCUCGCUCCGAUCUCGCCGUGUGUAUCUCGGUACGUACGAGUCGGUUGUUUAUGUUACAGUGCCGUGUGUAAGGUGACGAUUGUCCCGAGACGUGUGUGUUUACUCUUCGUCGUGCGCCGAGCGAUUAAAGGUGCUCGCUUUCUCUGCCAACGGUCGUUUCUCGCCCGAUUCUCCUCGGCGUGAGAUGUGAACUUAGCGAGGGAGAGCCUGUCUCGCCGCUAGCUUCGUACCGUUCGUACACGUAUCCCUUCGUAUGACGUCAUCGAUAUCGCGCGGUGGGUUCUCUUUGUACGUACGUCCGAAUUUUCGCGAGUAACCUGUAGUGAGAUAAACGUUCGGAUGAGACAGCGAGAUCGCUCGGAGUAUUGUUGUUACGGGACGGGAGAAAAUCAAGGCUAAUUUAUUCCGCGCGAAUCACCGCGACCUGCGUCCAACCAACGCAUUGCGCAGUAGCUCGCGUGCUAUCGCCGAUGUCGAACAGCUUGUCUUACAAUUAGAUCCAGGAUACGUAGAUCGAAAAUUCCGUCGGAACGUUUAUUUCAUUGUCGCGCGAGUUGAUGCGUACACGCGUCUACUUCCGAAUUUUCGUGUGCGACAAUGAAAUAAACCGUUCCGACGGAAUAUCGAUCUACGCAUUCUAGAUAGAUCAUAACCUCGCGCGGUCGUGUGUCCCUUUUGCUACGUGAUGUGUCGCUUCGCCGGUCAACAAAGUUACGUCAACAGAGUGUCGCGCGUUGCUUCGAUAACUAGCGCACGAUCGUAAUUAAUCUCUGUUCGGUAGUGUUGUGUUGUGCAUUUACGGAAAGUGAGAGGAAGCCCCGGGAGGCAUCAGACAACGGCAGUGCCCUACCUGUGAUUAAACGACACAACGUUAUUUGCGGUCCAAAGCGACGGUAAUAACCUGAAGCAUUAAUCAUCUCAGCAUCUUGUCAUCAUAUUGCCGCAGGCUACGAAGUUUUCCAGAAGCUCUCUAUCCACUUGCAGGCACACGGAUACUGAAAGUGAUUGUCUGAGCCAUGUUCGAACGGACCUACGAACAGGAUGCCGACCGCUGAGAGACACGAUCGCACCGUCCAUGCAGCCCAGGAGAAAUUAUCCCGGUUCGACACGUAGCACCAUCCUUGGUCGAGGUCCUUGGAAUUCGGUGGAAUCGUGAAUAUUACGCUACCGUGAAUCCAGAGCGAAAGAUUCCUCGAGAAUGAUACCGAGAACGGUGAGCCGGUGGCUGCUCUGCGCGGCGCUUACGAUUGCCCUGUGUCAAGGCCAGGUGGACUGGAUGCAGUGCUCGCCGUUGUACAAGUGCAAGUGCAAAUGGGUGUCCGGCAAGAAGACCGCCGAGUGCACUAGGCUGAACCUCACGGAAGUGCCGAGGAAUCUCUCGUCCGAGAUCCAGAAUCUCGAUUUGAGCUACAAUAGUAUAACUCGCCUAACUGAGAAUGCGUUCGUCCAUGUCAAACUGGAGAAUCUGCACAAGCUGUCGCUGCGCAGUUGCGGCAUCGAGCAUAUUGAUUCCCACGCGUUCAACGGCCUGAGGAUCAUCAUCGAGAUCGAUCUGUCGCAAAAUAAUAUCCACCGUCUGCAUCAGGGCACCUUCUACGAGACGCUGCGGCUACGGGUGCUGCUACUCGAUGAGAACAAGCUGAGGUCUUUGGAGAACGGCCUAUUCUUCAAUCUCACCUUCCUACAGAAAGUGUCGUUGUCGAAUAACAGAUUGGAGAGUAUCGACAACAGAACGUUUAGUAACUUGCCGGGCUUGACUUCCCUGGCGUUGAAUGGUAAUAAUUUCAGCACCCUGGAAUUACAGAGCUUUGAGAACCUGCCCAAACUCGGCAGCCUCGAGCUCCGGAAUAAUCCAUGGAACUGCAACUGCAAGCUCAAAGCGUUCCGCGACUGGACGAUUGAGCGGAAAUUAUACACAAACCCGACCAUUUGCCACCAACCGCCGCACAUGCACAAUAAAAUGUGGGACGAAGUCGGUAGUGAUGAAUUCGCCUGCAGACCGAAGAUCAUUUCCCUUGGACCGGCAGCCAAAAUUGAAAUGGGCAAAGGAGAAGUGACACUCUGGUGCAGGGCAACGGGAAUCCCAACUCCUAAGUUGUCAUGGUCGCAUCGUAACCGCGUGUUAAACAGUUUCACUAAACGCAUGAGCAGCGAGAGAGGCUACGUACUCUCAUCGAGCUACGAAUGGUUGAAUCUCACCAUUCUCGAUACGCUGCCCUCCGACAAGGGUGACUACAUCUGCCAUGCGAAGAGUCCGGGUGGCGAAGCCGAAAGAAACGUGAGUCUGAUCAUCGUGGGCGACGCACUGGGCGGCAGGGAUAACUUCAUCAGCUUGCCGCUAGCCAUCGGGCUGGGUGUCACCGCGUUGUGUUUGUUGAUCGUCACGGUAGUGCUCUGCGUGUGCUACUGUCGUCGUCGUCGCACCAGGCAUGACGAAAAGGGCCUCGAGGCAGUGUCCCUGGAGCACCACGGGCUCGGCGAACAGGAGAAGUCUCUGAUCACGACCAUCAACCCGGUUGUGAAACCGCCGAGGCGCUACGAGGCGCCAUCCGUUACGUCGCACGGUACAGAGAUGACGGAGCUGAAUCGCACGUUGCUCGACAACGACUCAGUUUUCGCUGACGGUGUCGGGAGCGGUGUCGUCGGCGGGGUAGGCGGCGGCGUAGGCGACGACGAGAGGGAGCACGAACGGGCCACGCCGGAACUCGACGGGGGCGGCAGCGGAGGUGGCCGCGGUAGCGGCGGCGGCGGCGGCAGCGGCGGCGGCGGCACGUUGCCCCGCGGAGGUACCGGUUACCACCACCGACAAUAUCCGCCGGAUCUGCUGGCCUUCUCCGGCGGUCGCGGCGCAUCGCCGACUAGCCAGGCGUCCACGGCGCACAGCACGCGUCUGCCUAGUCAGCAUAUGAUAGCACCAGUAACAACGGCGGCCUCAUCGUACGGCUCGCCGCCAUCAGGCCAGUAUCACCCGGCCGCCUUUAAGACUCUACCGCACAGCCGCAGCGUGACGCCAUUCAGUUUUGGACCGUCGUCGUCGUCGUCAUCGAUGGCGCCGGUGCUACCACGUCACGGUUACGUGACGAUUCCGCGGCGACCGCGGGCGCCUAGCUGGAGCAGCGGGCCCCCAACGUCGCCCACCGAAGCUCUCGAGCCAGUUUAUGACAAUCUAGGACUACGUACGACAGCGGAUGGCAGCUCGAUGUUGUCACUCAAUAAGAGUCCGGAGCCAGCGCCGUCGUCUAUGAGGGGUCGGCCGCUUCCGGGCACACCGGGAGGCUCGCACUACGGCACGAUCCAACGUAGCACCCCGAACAUUCUGACGGGCAGUCCGCUGGAUCGGGCGGCGCCGGAAGGCGCGGCCGAAUGGUCGUUCAAAUUAGCGGACGAGAGCAUGGACGGUGGUUUGCUCCUGGCUCAGCAGCAACCGCAGCAACAGGCCGCCACGAGCAACACCCUCGGCAGGAAGAUACCGCCGAGACCGCCGCCAAAACCCAAGAAGAAAUCCGCCAACGGACCGACGCUGUACGAGGACGAGGGCGAGGACGGAACGGAAGUAUGAUACCGUGGGCAUCGUCCGCAAUGAGGACGACUGGUCGUGGUGCGCCACGAUGGGGCGUGCGUGACCACACUUACAAUAAACCGGUAGUGCCUUUCGAGAUGCGCGUCUCGCGCGCGCGAGACUUCCACUUCGUUCGACGAGUCGCGGUCGGGAGGAUGAAGGAAAUACGAGGAGACUUUGAGAGGACUUGCAGGACCUACGAAUGGACACGAGCGGUUCGCCGAAACCGCUGACGAUGACAUUUAGAGCGAGACACGCCGAUCGGACAUUCGUGUCACCUAUCCACUUUUUCCAACUUUCCCUUCCUGUAAGUUACCUUGUAAGUUAUUUAUUGAACAUUUACGAAGCGCCCAAAGUAUCCGAAACCAGUAAAUCGUGAUCCGCAUGAAUUAUUUUCUGGACGAGCUGAUCGUCAACCGAGUGUUGUCCUCUUUUGUUCCUCGUCUCCUUCUAUGUAUUUUUUUCUUUUUUUUUCCUUUUUUUUAUCAGGUUCCUUUAGCGUUUUAUUUGACGCUCGCCGUGAGGUGAUAACGUGAUAAAUGUGAAUAAGGUUCCGGACAUUGCCGCCGGUAUUAGUCGAUAAGGCAAAACCUAUUUGCGUUUUGUGUGAAAUUUACGCGAAGCACGAAGCAACUGGAAGUGCUGAAACGCGAGUCGUUCCGCGAAGAGCGAUACCAGUGAAUUCGUCUUCUAUUCGUGUUGCCCCGUAAUGGGAAAUCGCGAUCGUUACGGCACGAUUCGCGUGUAUAGACGGAAGUGUUAAGGUUUCAGAGGCAAGGCAAACGUUUUGCACAUGUUACAUUUAUGCGGUAAACACGAUGAGAAUUUAACAUUGUUAAGAAUCUAUCUAGCUGUUAUACGCCUGUCGCGUUCGUUCCUUUUUUUAACAUUAAAAUUCCGACGCCUGCAUCGAAAUCGUAGCGAGACUCGUUGCAUUCACAAGCGACACGAACUCUCGUACUAAGCUUACGCCGAAAAUGGCGUAAUGAUCUGUGUCCCUUCUCUCCUUCCGUAAGGGCAUCGUUAGACCGUGCUCGUAGAUCCGUAGAGGUAUCCCGUAUUCUGUCAGCGACGCUUGUAUCUUAACCCUAGGUGUAUACCUACAAUGUAUACUCUGAGGUACUCUCCAAGAUCCCAGAGUGAAAUUUCGAAAUUCUAUUAUCGGUAGAAUUAGUAAUUGAGGGAUCAUGUUUUUCGACAUUUAUGAUUUUAAACUAUACGGAAAGAACUAUUUUAUUAUAAUAUUUAAAAAUUUAGCUAGAUACAAAUAAAAAAAUUUUUAUGUUGAACUAUCAAAAUUAUUAUGUAUGACGUUCAAACAUGAUACUGCUGCAAAAAAUUUUGACGUUCUAGUAAUCAGCUUAAACAUCCAAUAUAUAUUUUUUAAUGGUUCAACAUAAUUAUUUUCAGAUCUGUGUUUCAGCAAAAUUGUCCUUUUUUGUGUAGUUUUGAGUGAAUGGACGUAUUUUUUAUAAUUCGUUUAUGAUUGUGAUUAAAAAAAAUUUAAUCACAAUUCAAUCACGGUAAUUUUCUCGAGCACUAUGAUGAAAAGAUUGACGGGGCGGUAAUCACACAGAAAGAACGAUCUUGCUGAAGUAUCUAAGAAUUCAGCUAGAUAUAGAUCUGAAAGUAAUUUUGUUGGAUCUCAAAAUAAUCACGAAGGGUAGUUAACCCUUUGUUUGCAUACAGGGAUGAACUCGCAUUUUUUUACAGCUGUUAUUUUUUUUUAACGCCGGGUUUCAGUUUAAUGGAUUUUUGAUUAAUAUAACGAUGUUUUUCGACAUAACACUGAAGCAAAGUUAUUUCUCACUCUUUUUUCUUCAAAUUGAACAAAAAAUAUCAAAUUUUAUUGUAAGCGGAGUUGUGAGCCAAAGUUGUGCGGUGCGAAUUCGCAUUUGCGUGCCACGUAAAGUCGCGAAAGCUGUAUGCAAACGAAGGGUUAAGCAUAACGAGUAAUGCCGCAAAAAAUUUGAACAUUCCCGCAACCUCGAUUAGUGCAUUACUAAUUACUUUAAUGAUCUAACAAAAUUACUUUCGGGUCUGUAUCCAGCUAAAUUUUUAAAUAUUUUAGCAAAACCGUGCUUUCCGUGCACGUAUACGAGAAGUAAGUGUGUACACCUAGAGUUAAAUCACCGACAGGUAUAUCGUUUGCGAUAUUUACAGCGCCAACGUGAAUUGAUCGUGUAUCAGCGUAUCUCGCAAAUACCGCAAACGCAGCACGGAAUACCCUCUGCUAUCUAUACAACGGUGCCACUUUGUAUUAUGUUAAAUGGAUAAUUACUAUCUAUUACAGCAAUUGUAUAAAUCUAUAAUAGAUGUAAGUGCUGCGAUGACACUCGACGCGCGUUUAAAGUUAUAUGAAUAGGUCGUAUUGCGAUGUACGACGUGAAAACGGUGUACGAUAAAAAAAAAGGUAAUGUAAGUGACACUGUCGAUACUAAUUGCACGAACACCCGUGACCUUUGAAAUUCGCGUGAUUCAUUAUCGUCGGGAUGACCGAGUGGUCGGAAUAACUGCGUAUUUUGUAAACGAGACCAAUUUGGCGCCGCGCUGCCCGAUUGGUCCCCGCCACCGCCAUCCGUAACUAACCAUGGAUAACACCGGAAAAAAGUGACCAGUUUAUGAUGUGUGUAUAUGUACAUAUAUACGUACUCCUCUACCGAUCCAAAUUCACUUCGGGACUUCAAAUUAAUUGAACGUUACGCGCGGUGCGUUCCAAUUAGCAACAAUUACGGCUCGAUUGUUAACAACUGCGCCAUAUCCGCGCAUAAUAUCCGCGCGCAAAAAUUAUUGACCAGGGUGUGUACACGCCUGAACACGAUCGCGAGUUGUCUAAAAAAAAAAAAAAAAAAAAAAAAACCAGGAGUGCGGAUGUGACGCGCGGACGGGACGAAGCCGUUAGACGGACAUGAUUUAAAAAGAUGACGAUAUUACGACGCGUCGCGAACGGCGACGUUGUGAGGAGCAGAGUUCAACGUGUCCCCAUUUCGAGAAACAUUCGAUCGUUACAAUUCUGCCGUCGACGACAAUAUAUCGUAAAGUAGAACGUCCAUGCGAGCUAUAUAUCAUCGCCGAGCGAACGCGUACGGACUUAUGGUCCCGAAUGCCUGAUGGCCGAUAAAUCGUCUUUCCUUGAAAACUGGAAAACAUGCGACUCGUCGUCGCGAGGAGAACCGCGACAUGUCGCGCCGCACGGCCGGUGCGGCGGCGCAUUUUUCUUUCACGAGUCGAAGUUAAUACCUCUUCGAACGUGGAACUCAUUCGAGUUCGCUUCUCACUUUUUUCCCCUGCCUCUAUCGCGAUGCGAUUGCCGCGAUAUGAGAACAAGCGACCCUUCUCCUCGCGGUGCUUCCAUUAUCUUUCGCGCUAGUUAACGCCGUCGAUCCGCCGCGCCGGGAACAUCUGGCUGCGUUACAUCGUGAUAAGGGCUUUACGUGCGCUUUACCACCGCGCACACACAUGAACGGCCGCCCCGCCCGCUCGGCGAUAUUUCACCCGAGGUAAGGGUAGGCAGGGAACGUUCUUUAACUGCGAAUUUAUCGCCGGCGAGCCAUCCACUCUUUAUGCUUUUGUUACCUUUUUAUCCUGGGAGAUUAACGUUCUCCCUUUCUCUGGCUUCAGCAGGGAUUUCGAAUUGUGUACAACUUGUUGCGAUCACGCGCGCCGGCGUCGGCGACAGCAGCGGAGAGCGAUCGGGGAAACCCAUUUCGAAUGAAUCCCACGCGAACUUGACUUACCGUCGGACGACGCCUGAAUUCAAAGGGGCUGUCGGCGAUCAAGCUCCGGGUUGUCUCCUGGGCGUCGACGGCGCGCGGCGACUCAGAUCACAACGCCGCGCGCCGCUCCGGCAAAACAGCACCGAGUUCCACUCCAUAAAUGCAACGCACGGAAUCGUGUCGCGAUACACGAAGUACCUACGGGAAGAAACGCGCUUUAUCUCGAUUGUAAACUCAGCGCGAGAGCCCGCCUCUUCUUCCCUCGUGCAUUCGCGCAAGAAGGUUUCGAUUUAUUAAAUAUUCUCAGCACUUUUUCGAACGCGAAUUGAAACGAGAGGAUUACCUUACACAAAUGCUUCGUCUCGAAUAAGGGAAGGUAAAAAGAAAAGUUUCAGCGUCUAUCAUCACGCACCCUGCGAUUUCCACGAUCGAAGUUUGAGGCUGUUACUCGGAUGUCAUUCGGAUAGCAAUAUGCGAAUAUUUUAAUCCUCUGCACACUCUUGUUUUUUGCACUUACUCUACCACAGGAUGGUCGUAUCGUAUAUUUGGGUUUAUUUUACAAGUAUAAAAAAUUUUUUCUAAAAAAAGGACGCAUAAAAUUUAAUGCGUCCAGGCAGUAUUUCGACGAUUGUUUAUUUUUAAAAAAUUGUGAAUACAUAUUAUAACUCGAGGUUUCCCAAACUGGCAUGAACCGCGACCCACUUUUUAAAACUGCAAACAACCGCGACUCAUCUGGCUUUAGUAGAUGAAAAAGCACGGGAGAGAAUGGUAAAUUGAUUACUUAUUUAUACGCUGCUAAAGAUUUAUAUCAUGUUGCUCCUUUUUAAUGUUUUAUUGAAUACAAUUUUGUAAAUCUAUUUUUGUAAUAUAUAAUGAGAUAUGAAACUGUAAAGAAUACAAAGAAUAUUUCCUAUUUUUGUUUAUGACAACUUUGACGGCGACAUAGAUGCAAAUCAUUUUCACGCACAAGAAGUUUGAUAGUUGCGGUUUAUUGUGAAAUUUGCUUUUAAUUUCAUUGCUGAAAAUUUUUUCGCCACUAACACUUUGGGAAAGUGUUAUAACUAAUUAUUGUUCUUAAUCCUAAUUUAUCGUCUCGUUAUUUAUUAAAUAAUUUAUAGAUUCAUUAAUAUUUAUUUAAUUUUUUCAUGGAUUUAUAUUCCAAAUGAUUGAUCUAUGAACGUCAGUCAGUCAAUUAAUUACGCUUUCAAUCAAACAUUGAAAAUUAUUUACGACUAUAAAUUUCGGCUUCAAAGUUAAAAAAGAAAACUCGCAGGAUACAAAUGAUCCCACCGUGUGUACAGAGGAUUAAUUUAAUUUAGCGAAAUGAAUUUCUUCCAGUUCUUUUUUUUUCUUGUCCUCUUUCCUUUCUUUCCGAGCUAUUCUUUCCAUUUCGCGACGAUGGUUCUCCGACUUUGAGAUUGAUUCGCGGACGCAUAAAGUGCGACGGUCGUCAGGAGCCAUCCCUCUUCCCUUCGUCUCCAAAAACCGGGCUUUUCGUGCCCGGAUUACGCCAAACAGUAUUAAGCGCCCGACGACUGCGGACUCGGGCGCAAAGAUGACAGACGUCCGGGUGAGACGCGACGGAGAAAAUAGCGGCGCGGUCGUGUCGCCUCGAUUUUUCGCCCGCGCCGCGCCGCGAAAAUCGACGAGCUCGACGACGACGACGACGACGGCUAUUGCGGCAUGUUACCGUCUAGCUCUCGUCGCGCGAGAAAAAUGUUCGGUCGCGAUGCGCCGCGACAGCCUGAGAAACGUUCCCGGUUUCUCGUAGGCCAGUGCCAACCGAUUUUUCCAUCCACGACGAUUUUUCUCGUCCCCCUUGUCCCCCAUCCAUUUCUCCGUGAUCGUCGAAUCAAUGCUACGCGCGUCAACGUCGUUCCCUCUCGUGUGCUUUUCCCUUCUCUUACUCCCAUAAGACGUGUGUCGCGCAUACCAGAGGAAGAUUGCGCUUUCUCUCGUGGCGCGCGCGGAAAAAAAAAAUCGAGCUCGCACGAUCGGAGAACAGUAUUUUACAAGCGGCCUAGCACAGAGUCGCGGCUCGCCCAGCUCGACCACCGGCCGUGCCGUGCCAUGUAUAUACACUCUCUUUCCCAUCUUUCUCUCGCCCUUCCCUCUCUAUCGCACCCUCUAUCCGUACGGCUGUCUAUAUUGUAAAUGACACACGAUGGAAACCCCGCACGGUACGGGUCCGGUCGUUAACCGGCGCCACGAGUAUAUUUUUGUAAUUUUGUAUUUUGCAUCACGCGCCUUUCUCCGCACCGGACCGGACCGGAGGUCCGGCGACGUCUCACCCGGCCGAUUGCCCGGAGAAUCGAUCUCGUUUGUCGAUGCCCCGUCGUUCAAUCCCUCAGGAUACAUUCGCGAUGGGGAUAACGCGGACAGAUUCACGCACGCGUUCCAUUUAACACUGUGCGAAAGUGCUGCGCGCAUCCGACAGUUAACGAAGCGAAUGUACGUACGUCAUACCCGGCAUCGGCGAUAAUUUAUUGAUUGUCGCAGAGUGUACCCUGAAUUGCGAUUGCGAAACCGUCUCACCUAUGCGUCCCACGCCGCGGAUGUUCGACACCGAUCGAUCACGGGACCGUGUAACACCUAUCUCGUCUAUUUCAAAUGCCAUUGACCGCACGUAUCUUUCGUACAAACCCCCUUUUCCACUCUCUCUCUCUUCCCCCUCGUAACGAGGAACUUAUUAAUCCUUGACAACGAAGUAAUCGUUUAAAUAACUUUUUAUUUUUAUUCCGAGGAUAACCGAGAUCCUCAAAUAAAACCCCUGAAAUGUCAUCGAAGCAAUCGAACGUUCAAUUCAAAGUUCUCUUUAUUUUUGUACAUAAUGUGAAAUCCGAUGGGUCUGUUUUAAAUUAUUCUCCAGUUAUCGUAGAUAUUCUAAUUUUCAUUUGCUGAAGAUUUUACGUUCGGAUAUAAUUACGUUUCCAAGAUAUGCGGUUCUCCGUUUAUCGCCGGAGUAAAAAAGGACAUGUAUUGUCCAGAGAGUCGACGCGCAUAGUCGGGGACAAAAUUAAAAAUGCGAUUUUGCACGAACGAAGGCCGACAUCGUUGAACACUUUCAGCGAUAUCGCGAUGUUGUGUCGCGAAUUCUCAGCGCUCAAUUAUCUAUCCAACUGCCAACUACAACGCAAUGUCGUUUGCGUGAUAUUUCAUAUAUCGUGCACGCACACUCCUCGCUUCCAAUGCCCUUCGAUUUGUACGUGCUCGCGAAGUGUAACGGUAAUUUACAUUAAAAUAGGAGGUAAUUUACGACUGACACAAGCAAGCUCAUUUAGGCUGCUCCCGUUUUGUACGUGCUGCACACACAGCGGGGAGCUUGAUCGAAAUUUUUGUCGAAAUUAAUAGUAUUAAUGUCAUUUCAAUAAUUUUAAUAUAUUCGCAUAUUACGCAUAUCAUUAAUAUCAUUUAUAUAAUUUUAAUGCUAUUGGCUAUUAAAAUUGUUAAAUGCUUUCGACGAUUUAGAUUGGUUGUAUAUUUUAUGAUGAAAAUUGUUAAUUAUUAAAGUUAUUAAAUAUUUUGAAUAAUUUUAAAAUUUGUGCCAGAUGCCCCGAUUUCUUAUAUACAAACGUUUGCUCUUACGAAAAAGAUGAACGCGAAUAUAUUAAACUUACCGAUAUGACGCUUCAAUUUCUGCCAAUGAGCGGUCAAUCGAAGGUACCGUCCAAUAUAGAUCGGUCCAACUCGCAAUCUUCCGAGCAAUUAUUUACGGAUCUAAUUAGAACACACUUUUUAUAAGACGCGUGCGUUUCGUAGUGUAUAGUUCAGUGAAAACGUUCCGUACAGACCUAAAGCGUAUCACGCCAAGUAUUCAGCAUUUUGCAUUUAUUGCAACAUUCCGAAGAAUGAUUUUGUACUCUGCAAUCGCGAUAUACAAAACGGUCACACAUAUUCCAACGAGCUGCGCGCAGUUUCGUUUCUUCGAAUCAAAUAGGGUUUUAGAGAAGACAUUUAGGAAAAGACGUGAAUUCUUUAGAGUAUACGCAUCUUUAAAUUAAACGCAUUCCUGACACACGGGCAUAUGUACGUAGAAACGUUCAGAUUUUUCACCUGCAUUUAUUGCAAAUUCCUUAUACUUACCAUAUUGAAUUUUUGUCUCGCACUCCAAAUAAAUUCAUAUUAUUUUUUUAUAUAACGUGCGAAGUAUUCGGUGACUGACUUAAUUGUUCUCGUCUCUCAAGACUGACAAUCUUAGAAUUAGGGCAGUGUCUUCUGGUUUUACGUACAUUACGGACACAGUCUUCUCGCUAUUUCUCGAUAGAAGAGGAAUUGCAUUUAUAUCAGGUAAUGCGCAAUGCCAUCGUGAAUUUCGCCUAAGUUAACUUUUACAAGAUACGCUACGUGAAACUGGGUGUUCCUUUCUCAAUGAAAUAAUUUGUUAAUCCAUAUAUAUUUAUACAGUGAAAUUUGUAAACAUGAAUAAUUAUCAUUAAUUAACAUCGAUUGAAGCCAAAUCGAACUACGUUCGUUUGCUUCUAUUAUUACUUGUUACAAAACGAUCGUGGUUUAUUAGUUAAUAUUAGUUAAUAAGCCGUUUGUCGAGCGCAUAAACAAUUGUUAAAACUGCCUAAUUGCUGCACCUACUGGCGCUAAAUCUCGAUGAAGGAAGAACGUAACGUGUACGAGUUAAAUAAAAACAUACAAAGUACAUGCACGAAAACGCCGCUAAUAUAUAAAUAACAAUUCUGUUGACGCAUGUUGAACACUAAGGAUCGCAUCUAACUCGUUGCCCAACGAGCAUCUCUCUACAGAAUCGUGAAUCAAAAAAAAA
This is a messenger RNA of Solenopsis invicta (red fire ant), 12562 nucleotides long. RefSeq names its product slit homolog 3 protein (gene kek5). Gene Ontology annotation, molecular function: protein binding. The record is from RefSeq and is a predicted model, not a curated record. Lineage: Eukaryota; Metazoa; Arthropoda; Insecta; Hymenoptera; Formicidae.